Messenger RNA from Sabethes cyaneus, 1812 nucleotides. Its product is annotated as abnormal spindle-like microcephaly-associated protein homolog. Lineage: Eukaryota; Metazoa; Arthropoda; Insecta; Diptera; Culicidae. The coding region runs from base 191 to 550 and encodes 119 amino acids. Gene Ontology annotation, molecular function: calmodulin binding. The record is from RefSeq and is a predicted model, not a curated record. The transcript has a single exon.
GCGAACGUAAAAACCGAAAGCCAACUUUAAGCCUUCCGAACGCAGAUCAUACGCCGCGCGUACACGUCCUCAGAGUUCGUUCCAUCCCAGAGAAGGUUCCGAAAUAUCGGCCAUCAUCACGUUGAACGAGGAUCGCCGUCCGAAAGCCUUGGACACGUUAGUAGACAACCUAAGGCCACUGGUAAACGAAAUGCAUAUACAUCAUCCUGGUUCGCCCAAUUCGUCCCAGUCGGAGGACGACGCAGCCACAAAAAUCCAGGCCGGAUUUCGCGGCUAUCGGGUGCGAAAGCAGAUGCGUCAAAGUAAAACUGGUGGAGCCGGUGGAUCUGCACCGAAUUCUGGCUCAGGCCAGCAGCGUUCACCAAAGGUCGGUAAAAAGUUGGCCUCUAGCCUGGAGGACAAUUCGGCUGCGAAAAUACAAGCCGGAGUGCGUGGAUUCCUGGUGCGUAAGCGUCAAAAAGUAGCCACCGAGGCAGCGACUAAGAUUCAGGCUAGCUUUCGGGGUUUCAAAACCCGAAAGGAUCUGAAGACGACCAAAAAGGACAAGUAAGCUGCCGUCUAAAAUUCCAUAUCAUCAUGCCACUGAAUCAGCCAGUGAUUGUCGAGAGAAGAGUAGAGACCUACUUUUAUUGUAGCUAGUGGAGCGUGUGAAAACAUUGUAUAAAACUUAGACAAUAACUCCAUCGGAGAGUGGUAGGAGUGGUUUAGCCACAGUGAUUAUGAAGCAAGACCUAAAAAGCACAGCAUCAAACGCCCUGCAUGACUCCGCAUUCUUGCGACGCUGGAAGCGGUUAUGGAUGGUUUUCUCGAUUGAAAACAGUAAACCAACGCAGACGAACGCGAUCGGAGUCUGUGUGUGGUGAAAGCGAAACGAUUCUUUACAGCGCACUAUAGGGGAGAGGACGUUCCAAAAUUCGGAUUUAUGUACCACUACCGAUUGCUCGUUGAGCAGCAGGGGAAGAAAAACAAGUGCCUCCAAUGUUUAUAGGUUUCUUUAUUUAGUGUAUCUUCUGUAUGCUUCCGUUCAUAUCUGCGUAGAAAUUCCGAUCCGCGCACUGAAGUUGGAAACUGCGUCUAUUCAGGGCUUAAUGCUUCUUGAAAAUAAAAAAAAUCACAAACGUAAACGGUUUAUCUGUUUAUUUAAAAGAAGAAAAAGCGAAAUGAUUCACGGUAGUUAUUUACAAUAAGCCGGUAUCUUCUAAAAGUUGCAUGUACGUCGAAUAUCCCGCAGGAUCAAACCAAAACAAAGUGCAAAAAAAAUAAAAAUAAAAGCACACAACUUUCGCAUAGGAUUUUAAUUGAGCAGGCGUGGCAUGCUUUGAUACUACAAAGGCAUAAAUAAUUGCCAUAAAAAUCUGUAACAAUGUUAUAAAAGCAUUUGAGAGUUAAAUUUAAAAUAACAAACUUUUUUAGUUCUGUGAAAAUUGAUUUGACACUUUAAUGUACGCAUCAUCAACCGUCUGUAUGAUUCAGCGCAUAGGAAAAACAAUGGCAAUAAAAAAGUGAAACAAUCAGCAUGAAAACUUCAAUGUUAUAGGUAUCGUCUGCUUUAUAACGUACGCAUGAGUUCUAGGUCUGAUGCAGGUUGAGAUGGAAGUGCAACUCUUGCUUUCGUCGUCAGAGGCGGUUUCUGAGAAACCUAUAAACUUGGAAUAACGGAACACGUUUUUGUACUAACUACCUACCAUGCCUGUGUAUAUUUAACAUGUAAAUUAAAUUAAUGAUUUUAGUAGCCUUUUGCUAUACAACAAGGAAGCAAUGUAAUAAAGAAAAGGAUAAAACGUAUUUUUACAAGUAUUUACCUUAAAUAAG